This is a messenger RNA of Orussus abietinus, 3620 nucleotides long. RefSeq lists its product as uncharacterized. The record is from RefSeq and is a predicted model, not a curated record. Lineage: Eukaryota; Metazoa; Arthropoda; Insecta; Hymenoptera; Orussidae. Bases 75 to 1409 code for a protein of 444 amino acids. The transcript is spliced from 5 exons. Gene Ontology annotation, biological process: regulation of transcription by RNA polymerase II. Gene Ontology annotation, cellular component: nucleus. Gene Ontology annotation, molecular function: RNA polymerase II cis-regulatory region sequence-specific DNA binding; DNA-binding transcription factor activity, RNA polymerase II-specific.
CGUAUGCAGCCGCAGCCGAAGCGGUAGAAGAGGUGGAGGCCCAGGAGGUGGAGGUUCAGGUCGACGAGGUGAAGAUGGAGGCCGAGGACCACCUAGCCAGGGAAUACGUCCAGGAAUUCGUCCUAGACCAUCUCGAUCCCGCCGACGUCAAGAGAGAGGUGCGCCUGGGUUCUCCGACGGUGAUGGUGGGCAGCGGAGUGGUGCAACUGCAGAGCCAGAUGCAGGUCCAAAGUUUGGCGCUGGCGCCAUUGACGCCUCCAGCCCACGAAUUGGAGCAGCCGCACCCCCUUUACGGGCAGCCGCAUAUUCAGGUGCAACACGGGGUGCUGGUGAAGGCUCCCCCAGGUGCAGCGGCGCACCUGACCACCCUUUCGCACCCUGGAACGCCGCCGGACACGCCGCCGAUCUCGGCCUCGCCGCCACCCCUGCAGAUGCACUGCAGCGAGCGGAACCCUAGGGAGCGAAACGGCCUCCUGGUGCACCUGCAGCAGGCGGUCCCUAUCCAGGACGACAUGCAGGUUGGAUCCGGAGGCAUGGGGUGGCUCACUCAGAGCUUAAGGCAGGAACCUCUUGACCUACGACCCCAUGGGCCCCAGGAUCAGACCCCGGAGCCCCAUCCUGAGCCAUGGCCCUCCACGCCCUCGCAUCACCACUUCCAGGAGCAACGCCAGGGCCCACCUAGACACUCCAGGCAUCCUGGAGGCUACAUAACAGUGUCUGGGCACAUCGAGUACUAUGGCGGGAGUGCACCUGCAGGGGCAGGGAUGCUUCCUUCGGGUGGAGGCGGGAUGCAGGGCAUGGACGAAGGUAUGCAAAUGAUGCAGCCAGGGCGGCCGAUGAGCGUCUGCUCGGUGGGGUCGAGAGGUGGCACCCUGAGUCCUGCACACCGAUCGGGAAGUGGGAUCUACUCCAGCUGCAACGGCAACAACAUCCAGGAGGAGCUGAUGAACGACGAGCUGCUCAUGUCCCUUUCCGUCCGGGAACUGAACAAGCGACUCCACGGAUGCCCGAGGGAGGAGGUGAUGCGGCUCAAGCAGAAGAGGAGGACCCUGAAGAACCGGGGCUACGCGCAGAACUGCCGCAGCAAACGGCUACAGCAGCGCCAGGACUUGGAGACGACCAACCGGAACCUCCAGAACGAGCUGCAGCGAGUUAAGAGCGAGCUGCAGCGGUGCAAGAUCGAGCUGACGCAGUUGCAACAGGAGAGGGACCUCUACACCCAGCGGCACGAGAUCCUCAGGGUAAGGCAGAGCCACCACCACAACCACAACCACGGCCACCAUCAGCAGGGGCCUCCUCCACUGCAGUCGCUCACUGCACCGGCUGCUCAGCAGCAGCAGCAACAGCCCCCACAUCCGCAGCAUCCACAGCACGAACCUGCACCCGCGAGUCCUGAGGUCUACCUGUGACAUCGACAGCGCCGAGGAGGCGCUUGCUGGCCCUGAAAGGAUGGACUCAAGAGUUGCAAUUGCCAAAGACCAGCAGGUGGAUAUCCUGCAGGUUCGCCAGGAGGACGGAAUUGGGCGGUCAGGGUGGAGGCUGGACUCGUCGAGAUUAGGGCGUCCUGGAAUCGGGGUCCUGCGAGGGUGCUGAAUCGCCUGGAGUCCGUUUUCGGUCUGGGUCUUGGGGUCUCAGGGUCGUGAGGCGGAUGGGGAUUUCGUUGUGGAUGCUGUUAUCGGGGUGUCUGAUGGCCGGGAGAGGGGGUGCAACCUUCGGGUAGCUGCAACCAGGAUGUCGGAUGAGCGGCACCGCGGUGUCUUCGUACAGGGUGUAGGAUGUCUGCAGCAAGGAUGUUGGGCGGACCAUGGCCACGUUGACGGAUCAGUGCACUCUCUGCAAUAAGGAUGUCGGUUGAGCGGCAAUCGGAAUGUCUUCGGCCAGGAUAUCCCACCAACCAGGAUGUCGGAUGACCGGCAACCGGGGUGUCUUCGGCCAGGAUGUGAAAUAACCGGGAAGCGGGAUGUCUGCAACGAGGAUGUUGUAUAGCCGAUGUUCGCUGGAAUCGACAUGUCGGAAGAACAGUCGGAAUGUCUGCAGCCAGGAUAUCUGAUGGACGGACACCAGGAUGUCUGAUACACCGCGGUGUCGAUCAGGCCAGCAAAGAAAAUGUGCUCUCGAGAUCAGUAGUGAAAUCUGCUGACAGUGCAGAUGCGAAUUCGGGAGACGUCUGAAAGAACGAGUCUAGGGUCCUCUGGGGAUCUUGUGAGACGCAACCAGAAUUCUAGUCAGAAUCACUGGGACUUUAGCAAUAAUCGGCGCAUUAAUAUGAAAUCCCGCAAUAAUCGGCGCGGAAAUAUGAAAUCCCGCGAUAAUCAGCGCGUAAAUAUGAAAUCCCGCGAUAAUCUCACCCGAGGACCGGUCAGUGAAAUUCGACAAGUAUUUUUUAACGAGAUAAGGGUAUACGACACAAUUGUUUAUCGGGUAUUUUUACAGCUAGGGCCUUGAUUCUUUUUUAUUUGUCAGGGCCACCUCGAAAAAAUGGAAACGACAAGCGCUACGGAACUCGAAAUCCCGUCGUUUCGAUAACGCCUGAUUUGGGGGAAUUUUAAUAAUCGAUUGUAAAACGACACACAAGUAAGGGUAAAUUAAUCCGGAAUUCUUCGACCCAUUUGAACGCGAUUUUAAUUUCCUUUGUUUCUAUGCAUUGUAUCGACCUCUUCCGAUCUUUGGUAUUUUGAUCCUCUUGGUUUUGAUAUCGACGUCGCAGAAACUCGGGGAAUUUUAAUUCUCGAGAAAAUAUCCGAAAGAUCAGAUCUCAUCGGAACGACGGAUACGGAUUUGAAUUUCCCGCGCUCGUCCGGCUACCUUUCCUUCCAUUCCCGCCUCUUAUUUCGAAAAGACGUAUUUAAGGGCGUUUCGCUAAAGGACGAAGGAAAACGAUAAAAGGGAGGAAGAAAUAAUAAAUAAACAGAUGAAACUUUCGAAGGGAACUAAGGUAUCACUAGGUUUAAUCGUAGGCGUGUCUGUAGCGACGUAAUCGAUAACAACGAUUACGGGAAAAGCGAUUCCCGUCGUCGGGUCGGAGCAUUGUCAUAGCGCAAAAAGAGAAGGAGAGAAUUUUACGAAGAAAGGAAAAAAAAAAGAGAGAAAAAAAAAUGGGCCAUCGGGCAGGAGGCUAAUUUUCCCUAACUUUUCCUCAUUUUCCCCGACCUACACUUUUUUAUAAACAAUUUCAACUCUCACUUUUUCCUUAAACGAUGAAAUCCAUUACUCUUAUUUCAGAAUUUUCUUUACGACUUUUCAAUUCCUUAUUCUAUAUCGUUCCAAGAGGCACAAAAAUGUUCACGGUAAUUGUUGUCACGUCGGCGAACAAUUAAGGCGGGAUCGCAUCGGGCCAGAGUUAUUUUUUUUUUUUAAUUUUAUUAUUUGACAUGCCUAGCUGGCGUUACAUUUUCCCGGCUAGGUACUUUUAAGUGACGUGUACCUUAUUGUCAUUGUAAUUAAUAUUAAUAAUAAUAUUAUUAUUAUUAUUAUCAUCAUUAUUAUCGUUUAGUCGCGUUCCUGUGGACGGAUCAGAGAUCUUCAUAGACUCUUCUUGGCAUCUCUUUUCCAUCCACAAUGCACACGACGUGGAAAGAUCUUUUAAUUCACGUUACGUCGUUUUAUCUGUAAAUAAAGAU